AUACGCAAUUCCCACAAUCCACACAUCAUUCAUCUGAGAUUCUGAGACCUUCGUAAAUCGGAAAAACCCAACUCGAGGGCUAGACAAAGGCUGCCGGAAAUGUCGUUAGGGCAAAAGAGUGCGACGGAUCCUGGUGCGAUGCUCACUUCCCUUUUAAACAAGCGAGAGAAGCUUCGCCAAGAGUUACGGAGCAUCGAGAAACAGGUUUAUGAGUUGGAGACAAGCUAUCUUCAAGAAUCGAGCCAUAUAGGAAAUGCUUUGAAAGGCUUUGAAGGGUUUUUGUCUUCCUCCAAGAGUAGUGCCAGUGCUAAGAGGUCAAGGAAGUUUCAGCCUGAAGACAGAGUCUUCUCUUUGUCCUCAGUCACAUCACCUGCUGCUGAAGAGCUUGGUGUUGGAAGAGAAGAUGGACGAGCUGAAUUGGGGCCAGGGCGAUCCAAGGGUGGUUUGUCCAGUGCACAGGGAAAGCCGAAGAAAGGGAGAGGACAAUCGAUAGCCAGAGAGGCGAAGAGAAGCAGACCAUCUACAGAACCAGAUUAUGAAGAUGAAGAUGAUCCGGAUUUGAAUAUGUAUGGGCAUGGUUCACUCAUGUAAGUUGGCAUUUUCUGUUUUGGUGCCUGACACAGUAAGAAACAAAUCGGCGUGUAGCCUUUUUGUUUUGCAUCCCAGAACAGAACUGAACCGAUCCAAGUAAAUCUAGAAACUAAUAUGCCAGCUU
Camelina sativa (false flax) is the source of this 715-nucleotide messenger RNA. NCBI's taxonomy places the organism in Eukaryota, Viridiplantae, Streptophyta, Magnoliopsida, Brassicales, Brassicaceae. The record is from RefSeq and is a predicted model, not a curated record.